CAAUAACAACAUAAAUAAAGACACAAAUUCAAGUUUAAGGAGACCUAAUGUUGAAUCGGUCCAUUAAACUUGAUGAAUUCAAGUAUUCAUCACAUCAACACAAAACAGUAACGGAGAAGAACUUGAGCAGUUUGUCAUUCCUGCAAAUAAACUACAUUAAAUUGAAGGGGAGGAGUAUUUCACUUAAAUUCCAGAUCAAAUUACAAGCAGUAGGGAACUUGAAAUAUCUCCGCUGGCAGCCCGAGGAUCUCGGAUCUCUCUUUGUUUCUCUACCGUCGGCUUUUGUUUUUUUCAGACCUCCCCAAAAAAAUCCCAGCGAAAAAAGAUCCCUAUUAAUUUAUAGAGGAAGAAGAGAUCACCUAGACCUAGUCUUCUCUCCAUCACAGCCCACCAAUUUCCUCUUCUUUCUUCGCAGCCCUUGAUCAUUGAAUGCCAAACGAUCUUCUGCAUUUUUUUUUUCUUUUGGAUGUGUGAGACAAGUAAUGGAAACGGAGAGAUGAGGAUGAACGGAAAGGCGGCUGGACGGGAUGAGAAGAAGAAGGGGACAGAACGGCACCAGAGAGAAGGCAAUCGAUUGAGCCGGUUUUCAAGGCCUGGAUUCAACACGACGCCGUUUGAAAUUGAAAGUCUUCUCCCGUCCUUGACUUUGGCCUGGCUGACAUUUAAAUCCCCAUGCUUUGUUCUGUUUCCCUCUGGUGUCUGCAGAAUGAAACAUGCAUUUUAAAUGUUUGCAAUUAAGUAGAAAUGCGAAU
This is a messenger RNA of Rubroshorea leprosula, 752 nucleotides long. The record is from the annotation of a GenBank genome assembly. Lineage: Eukaryota; Viridiplantae; Streptophyta; Magnoliopsida; Malvales; Dipterocarpaceae.